AUCGAUUCGUUUCUGAAUCUGAAUCAGUGUUCCUUUCACUUCAACAAUGCGAAUCCUCGCUGUGCUUUCGAUCACAACCCUUCUCCUCUUCUCCUCCUUCUCUCUCAUUUUCUGCAACGACGUCGCCGACGAUGAAGAUCUCAGCUUCCUCGACGAACCCGACGACAUCUCCACCUCGCACCACCACGAACACUUCGACGAUGACGCUGAUUUCGGUGACUUCUCUGGCUACGACGACGCGGAGGCUUACAAAGAGCCAGAGGUGGACGAGAAGGACGUUGUCGUUUUGAAGGAGAAGAAUUUCACCGACGUGGUGAAGAACAAUCGGUUCGUGAUGGUGGAGUUCUACGCACCGUGGUGUGGUCACUGCCAGGCCUUGGCGCCUGAGUUUGCUUCCGCCGCCACCGAAUUGAAGGGUGAUAAUGUCAUUUUGGCGAAGGUUGAUGCCACGGAGGAGAAUGAUUUGGCACAGGAGUACGAUAUUCAGGGUUUCCCCACUCUCUUCUUCUUCAUUGAUGGCCUUCACAAGCCUUACAAUGGCCAAAGGACCAAAGAUGCUAUCGUGACCUGGAUUAAGAAGAAGAUAGGACCUGGUAUGUCCAACAUAACCACAUUGGAUGAUGCUCAACGGAUAUUGACCUCCGAAAGUAAAGUUGUUUUGGGCUUCCUCAACUCUUUAGUUGGUCCUGAGAGUGAGGAGCUUGCUGCUGCUUCAAGAGUUGAGGAUGAUGUCAAUUUUUAUCAAACUGUGAAUGGUGAUGUUGCAAAGCUUUUCCAUAUUGACCCAAAUGUUAAACGCCCGGCUUUGGUUCUGCUCAAGAAAGACGAGGAAAAACUGAACCAUUUUGAUGGUCAAUUUGUGAAGUCUGCAAUAGCAGACUUUGUAUUCUCCAACAAGCUUCCUUUGGUGACUAUUUUUACGAGAGAAAGUGCCCCAUCAGUCUUUGAAAAUACAAUCAAGAAACAGUUGUUGCUGUUUGCGACAUCAAAUGAUUCAGAGAAGCUCAUCCCCACAUAUCAAGAAGCAGCAAAAUUUUUCAAGGGGAAGUUGAUCUUUGUAUAUGUAGAAAUGGAUAAUGAAGAUGUUGGAAAGCCUGUUUCAGAUUACUUUGGUAUCACUGGGAGUUCUCCAAAAGUACUCGCAUACACUGGAAAUGAUGAUGGAAAAAAAUUUGUACUUGAUGGUGAAGUGACUGUCGACAAUAUCAAGACAUUUGGGGAAGAUUUCCUUGAAGACAAACUUAAACCUUUCUUCAAGUCAGAUCCGAUUCCUGAAAGUAAUGAUGGUGAUGUGAAAAUAGUUGUUGGGAAUAACUUUGAUGAAAUUGUCUUGGACGAGUCAAAGGAUGUUCUCCUUGAGAUUUAUGCUCCUUGGUGUGGCCAUUGCCAAGCACUGGAACCAGCAUAUAACAAGCUUGCAAAACAUCUUCGUGGUAUUGAGUCUCUUGUAAUAGCCAAGAUGGAUGGAACAACAAAUGAGCAUCCCAGAGCAAAGGCUGAUGGAUUCCCCACUAUUCUCUUCUUCCCAGCAGGAAACAAGAGUUUUGACCCCAUUACUGUUGACACAGAUCGUACAGUGGUAGCCUUUUAUAAGUUCCUCAAGAAAAAUGCAUCAAUACCAUUCAAGCUCCAGAAACCAACCUCAACUCCUAAACCCGAAAGCCCUGAUGCCAAGGGGAGCUCUGAUGUCAAGGAGAGCUCUGAUGACAAGGAGAGCAAGAGUAUCGGUAGCGAUGUGAAGGAUGAAUUAUGAGGAGUCAAGUAAUAUAUUGCUAUUUAUACCGAUCUGAUUCAGGCAGAUGAUGACAUAGUGAGUUAGGGAGAAAAAAACAUCUUUCUCCUCACCCUUGGCCAAUAAAAUUGGGGGUUGGAGAGGUGUGAAAGGCAACAUUUGUAUUACUAUUUGCUUCAGUUGUAACGACUGUUCGUAUUUUAGAAUUUUGGGUGAGAAUUUAAUAAUAGACCCCCCCCCCCCCCCCUCUAAAUUUUAGUUUAUCCCCCUGUAUGCUACAACUU
This is a messenger RNA of Gastrolobium bilobum, 2016 nucleotides long. Its product is annotated as protein disulfide isomerase-like 1-4. Gene Ontology annotation, cellular component: endoplasmic reticulum. Lineage: Eukaryota; Viridiplantae; Streptophyta; Magnoliopsida; Fabales; Fabaceae. Gene Ontology annotation, molecular function: protein disulfide isomerase activity. The transcript is spliced from 12 exons. The record is from RefSeq and is a predicted model, not a curated record. Bases 47 to 1753 code for a protein of 568 amino acids. Gene Ontology annotation, biological process: protein folding; response to endoplasmic reticulum stress.